This is a messenger RNA of Panicum hallii, 852 nucleotides long. RefSeq lists its product as uncharacterized. The coding region runs from base 1 to 852 and encodes 283 amino acids. The transcript is spliced from 3 exons. NCBI's taxonomy places the organism in Eukaryota, Viridiplantae, Streptophyta, Magnoliopsida, Poales, Poaceae. The record is from RefSeq and is a predicted model, not a curated record.
AUGGUGUCUCAAAUGCAGCUGCACAACGAGAUACAAACCCAAAGGAAUGCAGCCAUGGAAGGUUUCAUGACAAAGAGGCUGCAGGUGACGCAGGCCGAGGAAGCAAAGAUGGAGAAACAGUUUGACACCAUAAUGGAAGCGGCAAGGGACUGUGGUGUCACCGAGGACAAUGCGCAGCUGUGGAUUGGUGUGCUCAAGAUUGCUCAGGACAAGGGUGCAUCUUACUUUUUCCUGCGCUCCCUUCCGCAUGGAAGGAAGGCUCUUAUUGAGCACUACGCUAGGGAAGGGGUUCAUUGCUCAGAAGAGGGAAACGAAGAUGCAGAUUCAGAUGAGGAGUUUGAAAACUUCAUGAUAACACAAUUCAUGGAUGAUUCUGCAGACAUUGGUUUCAUUUACGGCAAAUACUAUCUGGUGGACUCGGGGUACCCGAACCGACCGGGUUACUUGGCUCCUUACAAGGGCAGCAAGUACCAUCUCCAAGAGUUUCAAAACGCCAACGAACCUCAAGGUAAAGAGGAGAUGUUCAACUACGCACAUUCGUCCCUUAGAAAUGUCGUAGAAAGAUCAUUUGGAGUUUUAAAGCACAAGUGGCGAAUGCUCACCAAAAUACCCUGUUAUCCAACACAAACACAAACACAUAUUAUUGUUGCGUGCAUGGCUCUGCAUAAUUUCAUCAGGCAGAGUGGGUUUAGGGAUAAAGACUUUAGGCGCUGUGAUAUUGAUGAUAACUAUGUGCCUGAUGAAGCCUAUGAAGAUCAGCCAGAAUGCGAGCCUGCGCCCAGUUAUUUGGAAUGUCCACACAUGAAUGGCUUUCGUGAUACAAUUGCGCUCCAUAUGUUGCAUCGAGGUUGA